This is a messenger RNA of Oncorhynchus nerka (sockeye salmon), 8161 nucleotides long. RefSeq names its product myosin light chain kinase, smooth muscle-like. The transcript is spliced from 33 exons. Gene Ontology annotation, molecular function: protein binding; ATP binding; protein kinase activity. The record is from RefSeq and is a predicted model, not a curated record. Gene Ontology annotation, biological process: protein phosphorylation. Lineage: Eukaryota; Metazoa; Chordata; Actinopteri; Salmoniformes; Salmonidae. Bases 310 to 5865 code for a protein of 1851 amino acids.
GUAAGUCCGACGGGUGAGUGACUUACCUGUCUUUGAAAGCGCGAUUCAUUUUCUCGCUGAGUUCUUUGAGGAAAAGUUUCUCCCUUCAGAGUGAAACGUUUGAGCAAAGGAGCAGCGCUUCAUAUUGGGGGGGGCACUACUUUCUAGCACUCUGCAACGUGCUGCUAAGGAGUUGGGACGCACACAAACCCAGCCCCGGGACAGCCAACUAGCAAGCAUCAGGCUUCCUGAACACUAAACAGAAGCAGGCCUUGAUCCACCACUGCCCCUCCGACUGCGAAGCCAGCCCACCACGAGAAUACACAAAAUAUGGGGGAUGUGCAGCUUGUGACAACGCGGAUCUCCAAGACCAGCCUGACACAAGGCCGAGGUUCCCCAAGUCAGGAUCCUCCAGCCUUCACUCUCCCACCCCGCAAUGCCCGGGUCAGUCUGGGAGGGACAGCACGGCUGGAUGGGAAGGUGAGAGGAUACCCUGAGCCCCAGGUCACGUGGUCCAGGAGUGGGAAAGCAGUGACGGCUGGAGAGCGGUUCGUCAUGGAACAGAGUAGCCGCGGAACCUUCAGCCUGGUGUUACACGGUGUCCAGGAGGAGGAUGCAGGGCGUUACACGUGUGAGGCUGUCAACGAUGCUGGGAGCCGCCAGGUCACAGUGGAGAUCACUAUAGAAGGGAACACAGGGAAGAAAUCCAGACUCCCCUCCUCCAGUAGAACAGGUGGGCGGUUUGGAGUGUCAACCAUGGAGAGCAUGCCCAGUAUCUGGGGGGAGAGCCCCCCUAAGUUUGUGACAAGGCCCUCGCGUAUCUUUGUCCGAUUGGGACAGAGUGGCAAGUUCUCUGCCAAAAUCACAGGACGCCCACAGCCCCUGGUUACCUGGCUUAAGGGAGAUGAAGAGCUUCAUACUUCUUCCCACUUCAACAUGUUUGAGAAGUCGGGAAUCCACUUCCUGGAGAUCCGAGACGUGUGUGUGGACGAUGCAGGAAUGUACACCUGCUCUGUGGCCAACAGUGCUGGGAAGGCCACAGCUACAGCAGAGCUGAAUGUUCAGGGUUCAGGCAGUGAGGCUGGCAUCCUUGGUCCCUCUGCUCCGGUGGCCCCUGUCCCAAAGACAACUGACUCACCCGAAGUCAAGCACACAAGUAACGGCCUGCUCGCUGACCGGCGUUCACCUACCAAGACAGGAGACAGGACUGGGACCAGAGAGAGACUCGCCACACUCACCAGGGAGACCAAAGACCACACAGAGCUGACCAAAGCAACAUGGAAGGACACCAUGGUGUCUCCCAAGACCACCAUCCUGGCGUCUCCCAAGCCCCCUGCAGACCUGCCUGAUGAGGCCCCUAGAAAGCCUGGAGUGGCAACCCCAAAGGCUACCAGCUCCACCAGUCUGCAACACCAUCUAAGAGGCCAGGGAGCUGCUAGGACCAGCCCAGACCCACACAGAGCCCCUGAGAGGGAUACAAGGGAUAGGGUGAAGACUCCCCCAGUGGGAGUCCAGAGCCCCCCACAGCCAUCUCCAGAGCCCACUAGAGAGACUAGAAGGCAGGCCAGAGAGAGCAGGUCAGCGAGGACAGCAGUGACUGCUGGAGCUCCACCAAAAUUUGACUCUGUACCUCAGAGCCAGGACACUAAAGAGGGGACCAAAGUCGCAUUCAAAUGCCAAGUCUCAGGCUCUCCCGUGGCUGGCCUGAGCUGGGUUAAAGAUGGCUUCCCUUUGAGACCCAGAGCAGGGCUGAGUUUCCAGCAGGACGGCAACACACACACCCUCACUGUGGACAACGUCCAGAAAAGGGACAGUGGGACGUACGGAUGCACCCUGACUACUAGCACUGGGAAGGUGUCCUCGACUUGGAACCUCACGGUCAAGAACCCACGGCUGGAGGGCAAGCCCCCUGCGUUCAGCACUGUCCUGAAGGGAUGUUCAGUGAGUGAGGGCCAGGACUUCCUUCUGCAGUGUUCAGUGGAGGGGGAGCCUCUACCGAACAUCUCCUGGCUCCUAAACGACAAGCCAGUGCCGCAUGCCCACUCUGCCUUUGAGAAUGGCCUGACCCAACUCACAGUCCAGGGUGCACUGCCAGAGGACGAAGGCCAGUACGCGUGUGUCGCUGAGAACAGCCAUGGGAGAGCGGUGUGCACUUCCAGAGUCAUCGUCAAAGGUGGGCUUGGGAGCCUCUACAGUGGCCCGAAGAAUAUUUUCAAGAGGACGGACCCUCCAAAUGCAGUUGACGCCAAGAAGCCGUCGAAGCCGUCUGCCCCUGUAUUCCUACGUGGUCUGAAAGAUCUGAAAGUCAUGGACGGUAGCAAAGUCAUCAUGACCGUAGAGGUGGCGGGGAAUCCUCAUCCAGAGAUUGUGUGGCUCCACAAUGGGAAGGAGAUCCAGAAGUCAGAGGACUUCCACUUUGAGCGGAAGGGGAGCCAAUGCAGUCUGUUCAUCCAGGAAGUCUUCCCUGAGGACACUGGGAAGUACACCUGUGAGGUGUGGAACGAAGUGGGAGAGGUUCGCACCGAGGCCUCGCUCACUGUGCAAGAGCCCCAGGAUGGGGUGCAGCCCUGGUUCAUCACUAAGCCCAAGUCCACCACUGCCUCCUUGGGCCAGAAUGUCCUGCUGUCCUGUGCCAUCGCUGGGGACCCCUUCCCCCAGUGGAGCUGGAUGAAGCAGGGCCAGGUGGUGACCACUGGGCUGGACUAUGAGAUUCUGCAGAAAGAGGAUGUGGUGUCCCUGCUCAUCAGGCGAGUCCGGCCCCACCACGGCGGGGACUACGAGAUCAGCCUGAGGAACAAAGUGGGUGACUGCAGUUGUGCUGCCACUCUGUUAGUCAGUGAGGGUGCUGUGGUGUCCAGUGGAGAGCACCAAACGCUUGAGCCUUGUCAGCGUGUGGGAGGAGUGGACGGGACAGUGCGAGGCAGAGGAGCACCGAGCAGCAUUCAGCAGCAGCAGGAGUCGGAGGAGCCCAGCGCAACCCGAGGACUCCUGAAGAGGCGCGUGGAGACCAAGGAGCACCCCGAGGACCAGAUCCGCCUGCAGGAGGCUGAGCAGCGCGACUUCCGCACGGUGCUGGGCAGGAAAGUCACCACCAAGAGCGUCUCUGAGGAGGACCUGAAGGAGAUCACGGCGGAACAGAUGGACUUCAGGAGCCAGCUCCAGCCCAGAGGGGUCAAGCCCAAGACCCUGUCUGAAGAUGAGAGGAAGGUCAACGCUCCCGCACAGGUGGACUUCAGAGCCGUCCUGGGUAAGAAGGGGGGAGCCCCUAAACAAGGCGCCGCUCCUGCCGAAAAAGGAGAGCCUGCAGAUUUUAGAUCGGUUCUGGCCAACAAGAAGAAGCAGACGAGCUUGGAGAACAACGGGGAGAGCCCUGCUCCAGCAGCAGCUCUGGCACCAGCAGCAGCAACACCCAAAGCUCCUGCUUCUUCCCCUGACAAGAAAGAGAAGGAGAAGAACGCUGUCAACUGUGUGGAUGGUGGGAUUAUUGAUAAGAAGAAUAACAACAUUGGAAAGGAGCCAGCGUUCAGUCAGAAGCUGAGUGAUGUGAGCGUGGUGGACGGGGCUCGACUGCGACUACAGUGCCAGGUGACCUGUGACCCCCCUGCUACCACUACCUGGACACUAGACGGGAAGGUCAUCAAGCCGUCCAAGUUUAUCAAGCUGUCCAACGAAGGAGGCCAGUGCUCCCUGACCAUCGACAAGGCCCUGCCCGAGGAUGAGGGCCAGUACAAGUGCCGGGCAGAGAAUUCUGCCGGUAAAGCUGAGUGUUCCUGCAUGGUGCUGGUGGAUGAUCCUACAGACACAAACUCGACUGCAGCAGACAAGAAGAUCAAGAAGCCAUCCACCCCUACCUCAGAGAGUGAGGCGAGGAUAAAGAAACCGAAUACAAAGAUGCCUCCCAAACAGGCUAUGCCCCCUCAGAUUGUCCAGUUCCCAGACGACAUGAAGAUUCUGGCAGGGGAGAAGGUGGAAAUUCUCUGUACGUUUGGAGGAGCUCCACCAGUCAACUGCACCUGGCUCAAGUUCCGCAAACCAAUUCAAGAGGUCAAAGGUGAUUUAACCAUUGAAACCACUGAGGUCACCAGUAAACUGACCAUCGCAGACAGCCAGCAGGACCACUGUGGCUGCUACACCCUCGAACUGCGAAACAGCUACGGUUUGAGACAGGCAGCUCUCAACCUCACCAUUGUGGACAAACCUGAUCCCCCUGCACGAGUUCCAGCCGCCUCAGACAUCCGCCGCUCCACACUCACACUGUCAUGGUACGGUCCCACCUACGACGGGGGCAGUGCCGUCCAGUCCUACAACCUAGAGAUAUGGAACUCAGUGGACAAGGAGUGGAAGAACCUCGUCUCCUGCAACAGCACCUCCUAUAAUGUCCAGAACCUGCUGGGUCAGCGCCAGUACAAGUUCAGGGUGCGGGCGGUCAAUAUCUACGGCAUCGGGGAGCCCAGUGCCGAGUCUGAGGCUGUCACAAUGUUAGAGGAGGAUGUUGAGGAAAAGGAGGAGGUUGAGGAUGAUGAAGAGAAAGAGCCAGACUACAGAGAUGUGAUCGUUAGAACAGAUGUGAAAGUAAAGGAUCUGUAUGAUGUGGAAGAGAGGCUGGGAACGGGCAAAUUCGGACAGGUGUUCAAACUUUUGGAGAAGGGAACAAAAAAGCACUGGGCUGGAAAGUUCAUCAAGGCCUACUCUGCAAAAGAGAAAGAUAAUGUGAGACAAGAGAUUGCAAUAAUGAACUCCCUCCAUCACCCCAAACUUGUCCAGUGCAUUGAUGCCUUCGAAGGCAAGUCAGACAUCGUCAUGGUUUUGGAAAUGAUCUCUGGUGGGGAGCUGUUUGAGCGUAUCAUCGAUGAAGACUUUGAGCUGACAGAAAGGGAGGUCAUUAAGUACAUGCUGCAGAUUGUGGACGGGGUUCACUACAUCCACAAGCAGGGCAUCGUCCAUCUGGACCUCAAGCCUGAGAAUAUCAUGUGUGUCAACAAGACCGGGAACACCAUCAAACUCAUUGACUUCGGCCUCGCUCGCAGACUAGAAAGCUCUGGAACAUUGAAAGUUCUGUUUGGAACCCCUGAGUUUGUGGCCCCUGAAGUGAUCAACUAUGAAGCAAUCAGUUACCCAACAGACAUGUGGAGUAUAGGGGUCAUCUGCUACAUCCUGGUGAGUGGCCUGUCCCCAUUCAUGGGGGAUAACGACAACGAGACCCUUUCCAAUGUGACCUCGGCCACUUGGGACUUUGAAGACGACGCCUUCGAUGAGAUCUCAGACCACGCCAAGGACUUCAUUACCAAUUUGCUGAAGAAAGACAUGAAGGCUAGGCUGACAUGCGAUCAGUGCUAUGAGCACCCGUGGCUAAAACAAGACACUGGCAAAAUGGAGGCCAAGAAGCUGUCCAAGGAGAGGAUGAAGAAGUACAUCUUGAGAAGGAAAUGGCAGAAAACCGGACAUGCAGUGCGGGCCAUCGGAAGGCUGUCAUCAAUGGCGAUGUUGGCGGGCGUCAGUGCCAAGAAAGGCUCCCCUACUGAAGAGGACAACCAGUUCCUUGAAUGCCUAGAGUAUGAGGAGAAAACCCAGGUCAAGCCCACCUUCAGCUCAGUCAUCAAGGAUGUGGAGGUGGUGGAGGGGAGCGCAGCCAGAUUUGACUGCAAGAUCGAGGGUUACCCUGAUCCAGAGGUGGUGUGGUACAAAGACGAACAGCCAAUCAAGGAGACCCGCCACUUCCAGAUUGAUUACGACGAGGAGGGCAACUGCAGCCUUGUGAUCUCAGAAGUGAACGGUGACGACGAUGCCAAAUACACCGUCAAGGCUGUCAACAGCCUGGGCGAGGCCACGUGCACAGCCGAACUCCUGGUGGAGGUGAUGGAGGAAGAGGAGGAGGAGGAGGAAUGAACGGCACGACCGGUACAAGACUAACAGAUGAUAUCCCCUGUGUUUUAGCCUUUAAUCUCUUCAAUGGGUCGUUCCACGAAUUAGGUGCUUUUUGAGUAGUGUAGCUUAUUUCCUUGUUCACGGGGAAUGGAAGCACGUUGUGUGCAACAGGAAGGGGCGAUGGAAUGCAAAGUUUCAUAUCAAUGUUUUUCUUGUUAAAACAUUUCUAGCCCCUCUAUCUAUGGGUAACAAGGUCAUGUGUUAUUCUUGACCCUCCUCAGUUUUCCACCACGAAACACCAGAAAAUGUCCUGGAAGAGUAGAACCAGCUCACCUGCUUUUACAUUGUGAUUUGACUAUUAGAUGUUCAAUGUUCCUUUUGAAAAACAUAUUUGAUAAGGAAUAGGAUGCACAGAGGGACAAAAUGCCAAAUCAUUUUGGCACUUUAUUCAAGUCUUUAUUCAUAUUAGCCCUUUACACUGGCCUAUAUGGAUGGGGCUAAGUUGAAAUGUGUCUUACAGAAGAAAUAUGAAAAGCAUAUGCAUGACCAUGUUAGCGAUUUGAAAGGGAACAGUUUUGAGAUGAUGGUGAAAUUAGUAGGCCAAAGAUGACUCAACAGUUCAUCUGACACAAGAUUGAAUCCAAUCAUUAUACUGUUGCUUUUAUGUGCAUUUUUAAAAACAUUUUAAUGUGGCUUUUUUUUUUGUCACAUUUGUUGAUAACGAAAUCUGAAAAUACUAUGGCUACAUUCAGUAACAUGAUAAGAAUAUCCCUUGCAAAUGUGGGGUAGGUGCAACGCAAGACAUCGGAAUGACAAAGGGUUUGCAGUGAGAGGACUAACUGGUGUCUUCAAGUGGCCACACACACCUCUCCAAAGUGUGCACUGUUCCUAAGAAAUUGUAAUGCACUUUUAUGACAGAGUCUUCCAACUAUAAGGUGGGGUUGUUGUUGUUUUAGAUCUCCUAGCUGUUCCUUUGAGGAACUGGAGCAACAUACUUGUAGUUGUUUUGUUUGGAACACAACCCUGCAUCCAACACGACUAGCUUAAGUUAUAACAUACGAUAUUACAGGGUUAGGCUUUCACAAUGCAAUUCGGGGAAGCCGAUCCUCAUUUUGGUGAGCAUUGAAAGGAGUCACGAGUGCUUUCAGGCGUGUGCGCCACGGCGAGCUUCUCACAAUAAACAAAGGUGCUCAUUCUGCUAAAGAACAACCAAGGGUGUGACUCCAUGGCGUCUUGUAGCUGUACGUCAAACAGAAUGAUCAUAAACGUUGACACUGGACAUGAGUUUUAUGAUAUGGAAACGUGAACUGCACAUUUGGCCUCGUGGCUUGUAUGACGUCAAGGCGGUUGCCCGCUUAGCGGGAGGGAUGGGGACAACUUUUUGUCGGGCGAGGUGCUCAAGUUCGGAAAGGCUGUCAAGUCAAAAACCCACACAGCGCUGCGAGUGUAAAGGGCUACGGAUCAGAUUUAUUUCAUUUUCCAGGUGGUCUAUUUUAAAGGGCACUUCGUUUUAAUAUGACAGGCUUUUAAAAUGCAGUAUUUGUGUAAAAUUUCAACUUUAAAUAUCAAAGGGAUGCGAAAGGCACUCAUUUCGUGGAACGACCCUAAAAGCUGCGUUGCUAAGACACUCUCCUUCUCCGACACACUCAGAAAUGGGCUUGAAAAUGGGCUUGAUGACCUUUUUGCUCUGUUUGUGCACUUUCUUUUCUACUUACUUUUCAGUUAUUAUAUUUCAGAUGUUAAUAUUUAUAACAUUACCUUUGACAUUAUCCACAUUCCAGCUGUUUGUGCUUUAUCCAUUUAUUUAAAGGUAUCUACAUUUUUUUUUCUUCCUCAACCAAACAAGCCCAAAGUGACUGGUGUGUUUGUGUUAUCAGCAUUAUUUGCAAUUUACCCUGGGCUCUUUUUAAGAAUGUUUUUUUAAAUUGUAUUUUUUAUUUAAGCACAGAGUCAUGUUAUCGUAUUUGAGCAUCAGUUUAGAGAUCUCCCUUGCAAGCACGUGUCCACGAUAUUACAAAUUUGCAAUACUAAACAGACCGGUGAAUUAUCACAUCUAUAUUUGUUUUGUAUUAGAUGUAUGUAGAUUUAUAUUUCUCAAAUUUUAUAAAUGUAUCAUUUUGACAAAUUGCAGAUUACAUGUAAUGUGAACACUACAAGUGUAGUUACUCACAGUUACUAAAUAAAUGUUUAUCACACAAUUAUGCUGGUUGUAUUGUGAUUGGGAUGAGGUUCCUAUGGUGUUAGAAACUUGGGGAAAUAAUGGAUUGUUGAUUGAUUGAUUGAUUAAAAUAAAAAUACAUAUCUUUUCUUUUCUUUA